Messenger RNA from Sparassis crispa, 3870 nucleotides. RefSeq names its product SAICAR synthase-like protein. Lineage: Eukaryota; Fungi; Basidiomycota; Agaricomycetes; Polyporales; Sparassidaceae. Gene Ontology annotation, molecular function: inositol hexakisphosphate kinase activity. The record is from RefSeq and is a predicted model, not a curated record. Bases 1 to 3870 code for a protein of 1289 amino acids. Gene Ontology annotation, biological process: inositol phosphate biosynthetic process; phosphatidylinositol phosphate biosynthetic process. The transcript is spliced from 3 exons. Gene Ontology annotation, cellular component: nucleus; cytoplasm.
AUGAACCCAAUCCAGGGUGACAAGUCUCGCCCUGAGCAACUCGAUCACCACCUUCCCCCGUCUCCUCCGAGCUCUACCAAUCCCACUGCACCGCCCUCUCCCACUCUUGACCCCUUCCCGCCGCACAAGGAUCGUUCCGUCCAUAGCUUCAUCGGUCCACGUCGCACGUCUUCCAUCAAGCUUCACGCCCAUCCCAAAUGGCCCAACGAUUCCCACCCCGACUCCAGUAACUCCGGCGGGGGGCCAACGCGAGGACGCGGCUCACCUGAGCGUCCUCCGCGUAGGCAUGCGGUCCGAAGAGCAUCAGAGCGAGCUCUGACAAUGUCCUCGUCUCAUGUCUCGAGGACAUCUAUGUCUGAUCUCUUCAUACCUUCCCAUUCUGCCCGGAAACCCCUGUCUCGCCGAUCCUCUUCACCGUCCUCCUCGUCCUCUUCUAUCCCAAGCAGAGCUGUUCCUUCGUCGUCCACUGCAGGUAUCGGUCGCAAGGUCGCAGCUUCCCUAGAUCUUUUCAAGGAAACCGCGGUCACUCCUAGCGAGGAUGAACACCCCUACGAUCAUCCUCGUCCUGUGUCCGCUUCUUCGAAACGAAGGGUUGGCCCUUCGCAUCCUAUCAAGGAUGUAGCGGAAGCUCAGUUUGAGUUCGUCAAGCGUUCGGAUUGGCCGGACCGCGAGGCAGCUGCUAUCAGAAGAGACAAAAGUAUGACAGGCCUGGAGCGAGUGAGGACGCGGGACAGUAUUAUCUCUGUGUCGAGUGCAAGGGAACAGGGCGUGCGUCGGCGCAAGGCUCGGACAUUUUCUGCUCGAGACACUGUUUUGACCGACCUGGUGCAAUGGCGAAAGUCGGUGAUGGCAGAGCAUGACAGCAGCCGAGGACGGCCACAAGAGCGUAGUGUCUGGGCUGAUGACUCUGCGCCGGAUGCCACGUUUGGUUCCCCGGGUACUGACUCUUCUGCGUCCUCUGCUUCCUCUGCUGCCACCUAUCACGGCGAGCGUACACCGUCACCCGUUUCACUUGUUCUUCCUGCCACUUUCCCCCCUUCUCCAUCGCCAUCUCGCUCACCGCGCAACAGGGUACCUCAUGAUACGACAUUAGUUCCGUUGACUGCUUACCCGGACCGUCAGUUUCCUCCCUCAGAUCGCGCUACUGUCCGAACCCGGUCGCGGUCGCCCACUCCCAUCUACGAUCAUCACCCCUCUCCGCGGUAUCCAACUCCUGCGUCCGAACUCACUACUUGGUCAACCGAUGAUGAGUCUGCCUGGGAAACGGCUUCGGUUACGACGACUUCCACCACAUCCGUUUCGUCCCCCUUUCCCCUUUCCCCUUCACGCACGAGUCCUCUGCCGCAACCUAUCGUCCGAAACGCGAGCGAUGAGGACGAAGAACAGCAGCAAAGAGCAUUGUUGUCACCGUUCGACGAUAUCGAGGUCGGCUCACAGGGAGUCUCGAGUGUGGAACAUGGCGAUCUGCCGUUAGGUUUCAAUUUAUCGCGAGAAAGCCUACCGCACAUUCCCUUGCGGCCAUUUAGGAAUCAAGUUGGUGGCCAUAGCGCGAUAUACAAGUUCACCAAACGCGCGGUAUGCAAGCCACUUGUCUCUCGUGAAAACCUGUUUUAUGAGGCAGUCGAGCGAGAAGCUCCUCCUUUACUUGACUUCAUUCCGCGCUAUCUGGGCGUGAUGCUCGUCAGUUAUCGACGCGUUCCGCGGACCUCAGUCGGAUCGCCCGGGGCGUCGAUCCAGCCUGGCAAGGAUGUUGAUGUUGCCCGUCCGCCCAUUCACAAGGCAGCCUCCGACACCACGAAACUUGCGACCAUGGUUUCCCCCACUAAUACCAGGUACAGCGUCCCCGUACCUCACGAUGAGGGAGGAGACACAGAUACCGGAGAAGCCGAGUUACCUGAGGUCGCGCUUGAUUACAACCGCCAUAUUAUCCCGCAGUGGUUGUUACACGGCAGACGGAGUCGCGCUCUGUCCCAUUCAGAUGCAUCCGCAGGUGUCGCCGCUCGUCCAGUCAACCGGCGUCUGAGACGGACGCACUUGAACGGCGCCACGGCUUCUAGUCCUGACCUUGGAAUGUCUGCAAACCGUUUAUCGUACCUGAAUGGUGGGUUCAAGCCUAUGCCAAGUUCGUUGGCGCGCGGCUGUUUGAUUUCGGCUGAUCGGCCUGAUACUGCCACUCCCACAAACUCGCCUCCCAUUCCUGCCACGAAAUGGCAGGCCCUCAGUGUUCCUGAAGCAGCACCUCUACCGCUGUCUGCUGGGUCCUCGUUUAACAGCGGCUGGUUUGGUGGGACUGGAUCCACCGUCGUUAAUACCAAAUUCAAGGAUCACGUCUUCAGCACGCUUUUGCGUCGGUUUUCGCGGCAGUGUCCUUCCAGCAGAGGCCGAACUGCAGCGCGUGUGGAGGACGAGGGUGACUUCGCUGACGGCGAGGGCGAGGAGGGCGAGGAGGGGUCUUUGAGCGACGACAUGUUGAAGGUUAGACGCAAGAAGAAGCUGAGUCGUGUGGAGCGGUUGCGGGAGGAAGAGGCAGGCGUGACGGGCAUGUCUCUUCGGCGUGUGCAGAGCGACCACCAGCUUGUGGCGCACGACAGACGAAGUACUGCGCGGGAACCGAGCGGCAAUCAGCAGGAGCUAUUCGAGUUCGAGCCGGAAAAGCCUCCAGAUGCCGGUGCACUGUCAUCGUUCAGGGACGGAGGCCGUGGUACCUUCGCUGCGCGUGCGCAGCAAGACCGUGCAUGGCUGCAAUUGUACCCACCUGUUCCUCGCAGCGUGUCCGAUCCGCACAGCGGUACUGUUCGUAGGUCGUCUUCGGAGCCCCGCGAUCCUUCGGUGACGCGCCAGAAUCACUUCAUUCUCAUGGAGGAUUUGACCGGACGCCUGAAACGGUCUUGUGUCCUUGACCUGAAGAUGGGCACGCGGCAGUAUGGAAUGGAUGCCACGCCUGCGAAAAAGAAGAGUCAGCGCAAGAAGUGUGACAGGACGACCAGUAGGACCCUGGGAGUCAGGGUUUGUGGUAUGCAGGUAUGGAACCACGUUACCCAAUCCUACGUGACCCAAGACAAGUACAAGGGUCGCGAGGUCCGUCCGGAAGACUUCGCGAGUGUCGUGGCUUCGUUCCUGCACGACGGUGAGCGUCUACUGGUCUACCAGAUCCCUUUCAUCUUGCGGAAGCUGUAUGCCCUCGCACGCAUCGUUUAUCGCCUGAAGGGUUACCGUUUCUACGGCUGCAGUCUUCUCAUGAUCUACGAUGGCGACCGCGAGGUACAAGAAACCUUACGUGCCUCAAUAUCGGACCACCCAUCUUCGCGAAGCAAGCGGGGAGAAUCGCUUGAGCGCCGGUUGGACAACCACGUCCACACCCGCGGCGCACCAGUUGCAAAGCAGGAGCAUCCGCCGCUGCGUCGCUCGCAUAGCGAGGAUUUACUUGUCGGGCCCGUCGCAGACCGAAGCAGCCGCCGGCGCAAGCGCGGUGAGGUGCAGAUCCGUAUUGUUGACUUCGUGCACACCACUACCGGCAGAGAUUGGCUGCCGUAUCCUCCGGCAGGGCCUGCCGUGGACACGGAGGGAGUCACCAGCGGGAAGGGGUACCAGGCGGACGUUGAUCCUGAGACCGGACUCAUUUAUGCUAGGUUCCCGCCGCAUUACCCAGACCAGCCUGACCGCGGAUUCUUGUUUGGCCUUAUGAAGUUGGCGGAGACCCUGAAGACCAUCUGGAACGGGGAACGUAUACGCCGCAUCAAGGCCUCUCGAGACCAUUCCUCGACUGCCGACGAUCAGCUUCCACCUCUUUCAUCUGACGGCAAGGAGAUCUUCGAGGAGAUUUUCUGCACGCCGGAGGGCGAGGAGGACAUGGGUAUGAUAUCGACAUAG